AUGUCAAAUAGACGUAGAAUUAAUUAUUGCAAUUUCUUCUAUUGUUCCUAUAGCAAUUAUAUUAAUAUAAUAUUAAUAUAAUAUAUAAUAUUGUUCCUAUAGGAAUAUUAUCAAUAAUAAAAUUAAAAUUAUAUGGAAGAUAUUAUAUAAUAAUUAGCCAUGGACUUAUUUCUUCUGCAUUAUUCUAUUUAAUUAAUUUAAUUUAUAUUCAAACUAAUACACCCGAAAUGUGGUUUGGAAUUGUGUUCGCAGUGGUCGUUGAAAUAGUGCCGUUGCACUUCCGAUCGACCACUAUCGGCGCCUUCUUGUUCGUGAUGAACAACAUCGGUGGAAAUCUACCGAUACUGGUCGAACCAACAAGAAUGGCCAUCGGCUUCCGAGAAUCACUUUAUAUUUUUUACGCCGGUUUCUACGGCCUUAGUUCUAUACUGUUCUUUUCCACCAUGUUCCUCAUGGACGGGGCUGUGAAAGAAGAAGCAAAGCCGGAUAUCAGUAAAAUACCAGAAUCCGGAUACGACAACAGCACAUUCACUACCGACGAAGGGCGUGUGCCAACGUUGGAACUUCCUCGAUUAUAUCCAUCGGCGCCGCGUCGUUUCGAAAAUUCC
This is a messenger RNA of Heterotrigona itama, 608 nucleotides long. The record is from the annotation of a GenBank genome assembly. NCBI's taxonomy places the organism in Eukaryota, Metazoa, Arthropoda, Insecta, Hymenoptera, Apidae.